Molecule: messenger RNA, 2526 nt
Organism: Penicillium subrubescens
Lineage: Eukaryota; Fungi; Ascomycota; Eurotiomycetes; Eurotiales; Aspergillaceae
Product: karyopherin alpha
Exons: 8
Coding region: 39-1862 (607 amino acids)
Biological process (GO): NLS-bearing protein import into nucleus
Cellular component (GO): cytoplasm; nucleoplasm; nucleus
Molecular function (GO): nuclear import signal receptor activity; protein binding
Source: RefSeq, a predicted model, not a curated record
CAAACGCGUGAAGAGUAAAUAUCGGGGAGCGUUGUCACAUGACUUUCCCCUCCUUCCCACACGAAUCCUUUCUUCCUCUUCUUCCUUCCCCCCACAUCUCCCUCCUUCUUCACUCUCCCCAUCGCCAGCGCGCCCAUUCCCAUCACCUCUUCAAACCCCGAAACCCCGAGGCGCGCUUUUCUCUCUCUACAACACACAAUAUGGCGGAACGCUACAUUCCAGAGCAUCGCCGGACGCAGUUCAAGGCCAAGAACCAGUUCCGCCCCGAUGAGCUCCGUCGCCGCCGUGAGGAACAGCAGAUCGAGAUCCGCAAGCAGAAGCGCGAGGAGGGACUGGCUAAGCGACGUGGUAUUGUGACUCGCGAUGGAGGAAUUGGUGUUGGCGGUAGCUUGGCUGGCGCCACCGAGAGUGAUGAUGAGGCCAGUGCUAUCGAGAGCGAGCUGAACGUCGAGCUCCCUCUGAUGGUGAAGGGUGUCUUCUCCGAUUCCGUCGAAGAUCAGAUCAGCUCCACCACUCGUUUCCGCAAGCUGCUCUCCAAGGAGCGCAACCCUCCUAUCGAGCGUGUUAUUGAGACCGGUGUCGUCAGCCGAUUCGUCGAGUUCCUCCGCUCCCCUCACACUCUUGUGCAAUUCGAAGCUGCCUGGGCCCUCACAAACAUUGCUAGCGGCAGUGCUACCCAGACUCAAGUCGUUAUCUCCGCGGGUGCCGUGCCCAUCUUCGUCGAGCUCCUCAGCAGCCCCGAGCCCGAUGUCCGCGAGCAGGCCGUUUGGGCCCUCGGAAACAUUGCUGGUGACAGCCCUCACUGCCGUGAUUUCGUUCUGGGUGCCGGUGCCUUGCGCCCUCUCCUGAACCUCAUCAACGACGGCCGUAAGCUGAGCAUGCUCCGCAACGCCACCUGGACCCUUAGCAACUUCUGCCGUGGCAAAACCCCUCAGCCCGACUGGAACACUAUUGCCCCUGCUCUACCCGUCCUCGCCAAGCUUAUCUACAUGCUGGAUGAUGAGGUGCUGAUCGAUGCUUGCUGGGCCAUUUCUUACCUCUCCGAUGGUAGCAACGAUAAGAUUCAAGCCGUCAUUGAGGCGGGUAUUCCUCGUCGCCUGGUGGAGCUGCUCAUGCACGCCUCUACCUCCGUUCAGACUCCCGCUCUUCGCUCUGUUGGCAACAUCGUUACCGGUGAUGACGUUCAGACCCAGGUCAUCAUCAACUGUGGUUCCCUCCCCGCUCUGCUCUCCCUGUUGAGCUCUACCAAAGACGGCAUUCGCAAGGAGGCUUGCUGGACCAUUUCCAACAUCACGGCCGGAAACUCAAGUCAGAUCCAGGCUGUCAUCGAUGCUGGCAUCAUUGCCCCUCUUAUCAACCUUCUGGCCAACGGUGAUUUCAAGACCCGCAAGGAGGCUUGCUGGGCCAUCUCCAACGCCACCUCUGGUGGUCUCCAGAAGCCUGAUCAGAUUCGCUACCUUGUUUCCCAAGGAUGCAUCAAGCCCCUUUGCGAUCUGCUUGCUUGCCCCGACAACAAGAUUAUUCAGGUUGCUCUGGAUGGCCUUGAGAACAUUCUGAAGGUUGGUGAGAUGGACAAGGAGGCUGGCCAGGGUGAUGCCCGUGUCAACCGCUACGCUCUCUUCAUCGAGGAGGCUGGUGGUAUGGAGAAGAUCCACGACUGCCAGAACAACGCCAACGAGGAGAUCUACAUGAAGGCCUACAACAUCAUCGAGAAGUACUUCUCCGAUGAGGAUGAGGCCGCCGGUGAGAUCGACGAGCUGGCUCCCCAGCAGACCCAGGCCGGUUUCACUCUCGGCACUGGCCAGCAGCAGCCCGCCGGCGGAUUCAACUUCGCCAGCGGUGCUGACUCCAUGGACAUGUAAAUGGGAUCUAUUUCUCCCCGUACUUCCAUGCCUCGUCAUGCUUGCUCCAUUCACCCCCUGAUUCUACCUUUCGUUUCGUUCGGGUUGUCUAGGCUUCGUGCUGCAUAAUCUCGUUAGUCCGGCUCACUGGGCCGCAGAGACUUUUGCUAAAACACCCCUUUGCCCGUCUCGGUUCCUUUCCAGUUCUGCCCUACUCCAUGCUCUCAUGGUUUUAUAGCAGUAACUGGGUCUUUGUCUCUAUGCCCUCCAUUCUCCUGUUGCCUCAGACCUCUUCCACGAUCUUCCCAUCCCUCAUCUCCGUUUCUCUUGCCCCCAUUUUGAUUCACGAUAAAGAUUCACCGUCAUGUAAACCCACCCCCUAUUUUAGCAUCCUCAUACACAGGCGUAUUUUGUUUGCAGGAUCGGUUAUUUCCCUUUUAUGUUAAUGUCACUUCUUUACUUGAAUUCCUGGUGUUCCCUCCCUAGGUCAUGGUUUCCCCUUGCUGGCACCACGGGUCAUAUUGGCGGAUUCUUCUUCGGUAGAUGCUGUUAGUUGCAGUGAUUUCCCGGAGUUUGACAUCUUUGCCGAUGAUGCCGUUGAACUACGUGUUCUGUAGAAUCUUUCUUUUCACAGGCUACCUGAAAAAUCUCGCGUCUUGCGCUGUCUUGUUUCAUUCUUGUCAAG